AUGGCACUGGGCGAGAGAAAGACUUUAGCAGGCGAGUGGCUUUUUAAAGGUCUGCAGAGGGUGGCUGGGUUCUUGCGGAUCUUGCCUUUGCCUUUUGAUCUUAAGUUCUUGCUCUUCCUAUGGAUUGAGUUCUUGGGAAGUCUGGCUUAUCGGUCGUGGGUAAGUGGCUGGCGCAAAGAAAUAGAUCAACAGGCAGAAGAAGCGACAGACAAGACCGACACGACUAAGCAUAAAAAGGUAGCAGUCUUGCUAGAUGGAACUUCAUGUCGAGGGCAAGUGAUUCUAGAACGACUAAUUACGAUGGGAUAUUUAGUGAUUUAUCCGGAUGGAUCUUCAGCUAGUUCGGACGACCGAGUGAGUAUUAAGGCUACACUAGAUAGAGAAGAGUCAGCAGAAGCAUUUAUUAAAAAGGUGGCCGUACGUAAUCCAAAGGUCGACCUACUAGUGGUCAACCGCCAGCGAUACGUACGCUUCUCCAAGAAGUCCAAUCCAAUUCCGGCCCUAGAGAAGAAGAUCAUUCCUUCUAAGAAGAAGAAAGGCUUCAUUACUAAGCACGGAUCGUACCGCGAGUUAGACCGUAUUAUGCUCGAGAAGGACCCAAACUUACGUCAUAAUUACUUGCUCAACUUCCUGGUGGUUCGAGGUCUGGCUGAAGCCUUGAAGAGUGGUGAGGGCGUGGUUGUGUUCUGUACUGGACGGGUGUUCAACUUAGUACAAAGCACUGUCGCUCAGGUAACUCUACCCAGUCUCUUCUUUUCCUUCUGUUACAGCCAAAUGAGCGUAGUCCUGUUGGGUUUGGGAACCAAGUCAAGGUAUAGCUAUUUAGAUGUGCGCGUGGUAAGUACGGGGGUAGGCCUAGCGGAUAUCUUUGGUUGGUCUAUACUAAGAAACAAGCUGUUUUCAUUUUGGGCGACUAAUACGUCGGAAUAUGAAGCAGCCGUAGUAAAGGCUAUUAUAGCCAAGAAGAGAAAGGAAUUAGUGACCUAUGCUGAUGCUGUGUUUAAGUUGCCUUUUGAUAGUAACAUUGAUGGAUACGAUCGGGCCAAUGAUCUUUGGGAGCAGGCAGAAAUGAUAUCAUAG
Molecule: messenger RNA, 1080 nt
Organism: Nematocida homosporus
Lineage: Eukaryota; Fungi; Microsporidia
Exons: 1
Coding region: 1-1080 (359 amino acids)
Source: RefSeq, a predicted model, not a curated record